GUCGGCACUCAUUUUUUUGGGAGUUUCAGGUUUCAUACUCGAAUCAGGUACCUUCUUCAAGAAACGCUGGUUUCGAUUCUCUCUCUCUGGUGUUUGAUCCCCUCAGAUUCAACAGCUAUCUUCAACAAUAUAUCAGCGGGAGAUUUCUUCAUUUUAGCUUUUCUUCCACUAGCUUUCCAGGCCCGAAACCAUGCCUUCAGAAUCUGAUAAGUGGGGGUGGAAACAUGUCAGUGUGUUUGGUGCCUUUGACAAGGGAAGUGGUACCAAACGGUGGAAAUGCAACCACUGCAAUCUUCGAUAUAAUGGAUCCUAUUCGCGUGUUAGAGCCCACCUGCUUGGUUUCACCGGUGUAGGAGUCAAAAGCUGCCCUGCAAUAGAUAGGUCUUUGAGAGAGGCACUUCAUAUACUGGAGGAGGAGCGUCUAGCUUGGAAAAAGAAAAGGACUUCUGGAUGUGUGAAGCCCAGCAAACGUAAUGAAAAUUCCCAACUAAGUCUUAAUCAUGCUUGGAAGACUAUAGCAAAGGAAGAUGUAGAUGACAUUGUAGCCAGGUUUUUCUAUGCCAAUGGGUUGAAUGUUGAUAUUGUCAAUUCUCCUUACUUUCAUGAAAUGGCCAAAGCAAUUGCCACUUUUGGCCCUGGUUAUGAAGCCCCCACAAUGGAUAAGUUAUCUGACCUCUUUUUGACUAAAGAGAAAGACAGGAUAGAGAGAGCCAUGGUUUUAUUUAGGGAGUCUUGGCCUCACACUGGCUGCACAAUAUACUGCAUCAACCAAUUAGAUGGAACACUAGGCUGCCUUUGUUUCAAUAUUUUUGUCUCUAGCCCGCGGGGGCUUAUGUUCUUGAAAGCAGUGGACAUUAGUAAUGGUGAUGCAGCAGAUAAUUUGUUACCUGGCGUUCUUGAAGAUUCUAUCAUGGAAGUUGGGCCUGCUAAUGUUCUUCAGAUAAUCUCGCAUCUAAGUCAUGUGAGUGAAUCUUUUGAAUCCCUCAUUUCAUCAAAGUUCCCUCACAUAUUUUUGUCAGCUUGCACUUCUCAUUCUAUUUGCAUGUUGAUGGAGCACAUAGCUGAACUCGAGUGGAUAAAACCUAUUGUAUCAUGUGCUAAAGGAAUUGAGCAGUGUAUCCUAGCAUAUCAGCGCUCUCCUCUCUGUAAUUUCACUCAAAAUUUCAAACAACAAUCUGACCCUUGUGCUGCCAAGUUUGCACCUUCCUGUUGCUUGGUCCAGAGUAUUUUUGAGUUGAAGCAAACACUGCGGGAGGUUGUUGCCAGUGAAGAGUGGAAGCAGUGGAAGCUUUCAAUACAGGAGGAUGUUAUUAAUAUUGAAUCUGCCAUUUUAGGGGAUGAUUUUUGGGGUGGGGCCCAUCUGUUGUUACAAUUAAUUGAGCCAUUUCUGAGAUCAUUUGCUAUUCUUAAUGUUGAUAAAUCCGUCAUGGGCGACAUUUGUGAUUGGCGGGUUCAGGCACUUGAAGCUGUGAGGAGCAAGGGAAUUGAUGACAUUGCAUUGAAUCAACUAGAGGUGCUGAUGGAAAACAGAUGGGAUAUGUUAUUUUCCCCUCUGCAUGCUGCUGGUUAUAUACUAAACCCUAGACAUUUUGGGAAAGGUCAAACAAAGGAUAAAACUGUGAUGCGAGGUUGGAAAGCCACUCUGGAAAGAUAUGAGUGCAAUGGUGCAGGCAGACGUGUUCUUCGGGAGCAGCUUAGCUCUUAUUGGCGACUGGAGGGAUCAUUUGGAGAGGAAGAUGCUGUAGAUUGUAGAGAUAAAAUGGAUCCAGUUUCAUGGUGGGAGAACUUUGGUUUUGAAACACCCCAUUUGCAGACUCUAGCUAUAAAGAUCCUCAGUCAGGCUUCAAACCUCGUAAUGUGUCAAGAGGGCUGGCAAGACGAUAUUCCUUGCCGGGAAAUAGGCAGCAGAUUAGGAGUGGGGAGAGUGGAAGAUCUUCUGUUUGUCCGGAACAACCUUAGACUUCACAGCCAAAGAAGUGGGAAUUUGAGCUCUGCAUCUAGCCAAAGAAGUCGGAAUUUGAGCUUUGCAUCUGGCCAAAGAAGUGACAAUUUGAGUUCUGCAUCUAGCCCAAGAAUCACAAAUUCAAGCUCCCCAUCUGGAGGUAACACAUGGGAUGGUUCUUGUCUAGAUCAAGCCAGCGGGAUAAUUAGCAUUCAAAACAAAAUCUGAUAUAAUGCUUGCCUUUUAUUUAUUUGUUUAUUUUUUUUAUGCUGCUGUUUGAUUAAUAUCUGAAGGUUAUAUUCACUCCCCAUCUCCACCCCCACCCCCCUCCCCCUCCCCCCCCCCAAAAAAAAACAUAAAAAUAUUAUGCUCAGAGAGGUGGGACGAACAUUGAAGCUCCCUUGUAUGCUUCUUGUGGCAACUUGUGUUUAUGUUUGACUGCAAUGAGGGUGGUCUCUGCGGAUGAUGUUUUAGCUUUUAGGUUAGUAAAUUGAAUAUGUAAAUUAAUCAGGAAUAUGGCCCCAUUCUGUAUAAGAAAAAAUCGUAUUUGAUAUUAACUUGAAGCUGUAAUUGUUAUGGUUGGUGUCCUUUUGAGUAAUGCCAAUGCUUUCCUUUCCC
Messenger RNA from Malania oleifera, 2560 nucleotides. RefSeq lists its product as uncharacterized. Lineage: Eukaryota; Viridiplantae; Streptophyta; Magnoliopsida; Santalales; Ximeniaceae. The coding region runs from base 191 to 2170 and encodes 659 amino acids. The transcript has 2 exons. The record is from RefSeq and is a predicted model, not a curated record.